This is a messenger RNA of Puntigrus tetrazona (Sumatra barb), 1869 nucleotides long. It is a transcript of the gene syngr2a, whose product is annotated as synaptogyrin 2a. The coding region runs from base 141 to 806 and encodes 221 amino acids. NCBI's taxonomy places the organism in Eukaryota, Metazoa, Chordata, Actinopteri, Cypriniformes, Cyprinidae. Gene Ontology annotation, cellular component: neuromuscular junction; synaptic vesicle membrane. The record is from RefSeq and is a predicted model, not a curated record. The transcript has 4 exons.
CCGCCUGACGUGACGUGUACUUCCUCGAAGGGUGGCGGCGCGGCGCUUUCAGGAAACGGUCGUGAAAGUAAACAGCGUAUCGCCGAGCCGGACGAUCUGCCGAAAGCGCUGAAAAUUAAAGAGGGGCUAGAGUCCGGAGCAUGGAGACGAGCGCGUACGGGGCGUCGCUGGCCGGCGGAGCCUUCGACUUCUGGAGCUUCGUCAGGCGACCGCAGACCGUCGCCAGACUGUUGAGUUGGCUCUUCGCCAUAGUUGUGUUUGCUACUAUAGUUUCUGAAGGCUACAUAAACGAACAGCAUGGCGACGUCACUAAAUGCAUGUUCAAUAAUAAUGACAGUGCUUGCAGCUAUGGGAUCGGAGUUGGAAUUUUAGCUUUCCUGGCCUGCGUUGUCUUCAUCGUGCUGGACGCCUACUUCCCCCAGAUCAGCAAUGCCAAUGAGAGGAAGUACAUAGUGCUGGGCGAUCUCGGUUUCUCUGGAGUGUGGACGUUCCUGUGGUUCGUGUGCUUCUGCGUCUUAGCCGAUCAGUGGUCCCGCACCGAUCAAGCGGCUGUCAUAGCCGACGCAGGCCGAGCCGUGGUGGCCUUCUCCUUCUUCUCCACCGCCACCUGGGCCAUUCUUACCGUGCUCGCCUUACGACGGUACCGCCAAGGGGUGGAGGAGGUUGGCCUAGGCUACAACGAUCCGUCCGUCGACCACGCUUCCCCGUACCCUUCGGCCUACAGCGGCGCUCCAGAGGGUUACCAGCAGUCCCCGUUCAACGCCAGUUCCGCGGGACAGGGAGGGUAUCAGCCUCCAGCGUACUGAGAGCCAAGGCAUUUUAACGCUUCUCCAGAGGCCCACCCGCGUGGACCGCCACUUCCUUUUUCCACACCAGUUUAAAUUGCGACUCGGGAUCGGUGGUGCGCUCGGCUUUUUCAUGUUCGACUUUAUUUAUUUUUAUUUCCUUCGGUUGCAAAUUCUAAACAUAACCCUAAAUGUUAAAGAGCAAGUGUUGCACAACCGCCUCGCUAACUUCCACAGAUUAGAUUCUGGUUUUUUUUACGUUUAUGAAACGGACGGAAUUGACUUUAUUCCACGCCUCGCACGACGUAUGAAAGUCGACAAAACUGACGCGCCUUAAAAGUGGAAUCGAAAACGAAAUUUCUCGCAUGCAGACAAUAGAACGUGAACAGAUGCUCUGUGCCAAAUACAUUACACGGUUCCUUAAAUGCUUUGCCAUAUGUCACUUUUUUUUGGAAAGUAUGCACUAAGUCUAUUGCCAAAUGGCUUUAUUAACUGAUAACUUAAGUCUGGUCGAGGCUAGACUAGAUAACUGAUGAACAGGUUGAUUGAGAGCUGGGAAACGAACUACUGUAAACGUGCUUUAAUUUCAUUCGUGACGGACAAUAGGCCUUGUGUGGAUGACGACGAGCCUUAUUUUUGUAAACUUUAAGCACCUGAGUUUUGAAGUGUUAAACAAUCAUAUAAUAUUAUAUUGUUGUCAACUAGUAGUUUAGCUUUAAAAUGUGUUCCUUUACGUCAGGCCAAAUUCACCUCAAGAUUUCUACCUCUUACUAUUGAAAUUGUGCCUUAUUUUGAAACUAAUAUCCAGAAAUUGAAAUGACGUGUGAUGUAUUUCUGCAUUUUAGACCACUUUUACCGUUUUCCCUAAAACCAGCAUAAAUAUUAAUCCAAGUUGGCCGCUAAAUAGAAACUCUUCAGUGUGGUUGUGUUUGGGAGAUUUCUACACAGUUCUGUUCUAACGCGUAAUAUUCGUGUCUUUCUGUUCAUUUACUUGGCAAAUUUUCUUUGUAACAGCAGGUAUUGCAACAUUCUCAUUUUUGUAAGGAGAUGCACAAUAAACACUUGAUUCUUUCCCCAUGAUAAA